This is a messenger RNA of Exophiala dermatitidis NIH/UT8656, 2001 nucleotides long. Its product is annotated as transcriptional adapter 3. Gene Ontology annotation, biological process: regulation of transcription by RNA polymerase II. Gene Ontology annotation, molecular function: transcription coactivator activity. The coding region runs from base 1 to 2001 and encodes 666 amino acids. The transcript is spliced from 3 exons. NCBI's taxonomy places the organism in Eukaryota, Fungi, Ascomycota, Eurotiomycetes, Chaetothyriales, Herpotrichiellaceae. The record is from RefSeq and is a predicted model, not a curated record. Gene Ontology annotation, cellular component: SAGA complex.
AUGCCACCUCUCGGUAGUGGCGGCAAAGGCAAAGGCAAGCAUCAGCAACGAGAUGCGCGCCGGUCAAGAAGUCGCAAUACUACACCCAGUUCCGUCCUCAGCACGGGUACAACGGUCGCUGGGCCCACGACAACACCUCUCCUGGAAUUGGAAACGAGCAGACUUCUUGUCUCUCCGAAGCCGAAUUAUUCGGAAAUAAUUGACUAUCUUGAGACACAUGGCACGAGGCUGGAGCCCAAGUCCUUGCAUGACAUUAUCGACCAGUUGAAGCAUCUGAGCGAGUCGGCGGAGAAACGCGCCGAGUCCUGCGAGAAAGCGAUCCGGUUAAUCCAUGAACAGAAGAAGGAGUUGGAGUCGGACCAGCAACAUCGCGAACGAGAGGCUGAACAGGCUCGUCGGGUCAAGGCCCGAAAGGAAGAGGCACAUUCUCAAAAGAACCCCAAGGCGAAGAAGCGUAAAGACAGGCCUGAAACGGUCGACAACGUGGAAAUCAAACGAGAAGAUGAACCUUCCAAGAUCAAGAUCGGCCGCGCCAUCGGCACUCCAGGACCAGUCGACAGCCCUUCACCGUCCAAGAAGACCAAGCUGAGCCCUGGCACGUCGUCCUUAUCAGAAGUCGCAGAUUCUCCCGAGGCCGCGGCUGCAAGCGCCCACGCUUCACCCACCAAGUCGGACGUUUCUAUGUCUGACGCAGAAGAUAAUCGCAUCAUCCACGGACCGCCGCCAGUGCCCCAUCAAGGCUUCUUUCCCGAUCCGAUGGCGCCCGAUCCGGCCAUCUAUCACAUUCGGGAGGUAACUCCAGGCAUGACUGACGAGGAGAAGAAGGAGAUCUACGGCGUUACAGCAUUCCCGACCAAGGAUCUCAGCGAUGAAAUCGCAGGAACGCCGCCUGAUAAGGACUUCAGCAAUGCCAAACCGACCAACCAAGUAGCUGCUUCCACUUUCCUUACCUACGUCGAGCCUUAUGUGCGACCACUUACAGAAGAGGAUGUGGCAUGGCUGAGAGAAAGAGGCGACCGAGUCACCCCCUUUCUAGCUGUCCCACGUGGUAAAAAGUCGUAUCAGGAGAUUUGGGCUGAAGAGGAUGGUCUGAUGCAUGUCGACAACAACAAUGAGAAGAAACUGUCGCCAAACGAACCUCGAGGCAGCAUCGAAGCGAUCAACGAUGACAAUCUCGCAACCGACCAAGUUUCGACCGGACCAUUGGCAGCUCGCCUCUUGUCCUUGCUCAAGUUUGAGCACCGAUCACCCGCGAAUGAGAAUGCCAACGGAACCAAUGAUCUGAAUACGUUCAUGGCAACGGACGGAAAUGACACCAUGGAUCUUGAUGGACUUACCAAUGGCCAGGACAACGCCGACAAGCCCCUUGCGCCUGCUGCCGCAAUUGCAGAGCAGGCCGGUGGCAAACAAGCCAGUUCACAGCGUCUUGACUACGUCCAGAGCGAGGAGCGCAUUAAAGGCGAGCUCCGCCAUCUCGGCUUGCUAGGACAGGAUGAGGAGCCCGACUAUGAUGCCCACCACGAUGAUGAUAUCAGUGAGAGACUGCGCCUGUUGCAAGCCGAGCUGCGUCGCGUGCUUAUCGUCAAUGGUGCCCGAAAGGCUCGACUACUGGACCUGGCGAAGGAGCGUUUGGCGUACCAGGAAUAUAGUACCAUUCAUGAAGAUCUCGACAGUCAAGUUCAACAAGCUUACCUCAAGCGCACAAGAACUCUGGGCAAGACCAAGAAGGGUGGACCUGGAGCCAACAAGCCUCGACCUGGCAGUCACGGAGCUGGUGGCCCUGGCACGGCAGUCAGCGUCAAUAGGGCGAGAGACAUUGGAGAUAAUGCCCGGAUGUUGAUGGACCGCAGAAAGCGUUGGGAGAAUUGCAUUGGACCUGUGUUCAAAGACAUGAAACAUGGAAUUCCCGACAAGAACACGACCAUCUGGGAUCCGAAGAUCAUGGAGGCCUACGAGAAGGCGGAACUGGAGGCACUCGAGGAAGAAGCUGCUGUCGAGUAA